Messenger RNA from Lactuca sativa (garden lettuce), 2272 nucleotides. RefSeq names its product pentatricopeptide (PPR) repeat-containing protein (gene SVR7). NCBI's taxonomy places the organism in Eukaryota, Viridiplantae, Streptophyta, Magnoliopsida, Asterales, Asteraceae. Gene Ontology annotation, molecular function: mRNA binding; rRNA primary transcript binding; protein binding. Gene Ontology annotation, cellular component: chloroplast stroma. The record is from RefSeq and is a predicted model, not a curated record. Gene Ontology annotation, biological process: positive regulation of translation.
CUAGCCCCGAAGUGAAGUGUUAUCUACUUUUACUUCUUGUGUGUUGAGGAAAGUCGAUAAGGCUUUUCCCCAACGGAAACCCCCCAAGGAUUUCAAGAAUCCAGAAAUGGCAUACACAUACGGCUUCUGCUCUUCGCCUUCCAUUUCCUUCAAUCAGAGAAGCUUCAAUCACAGUAUUGUUUCUCAAUCAAGAACACCCCAACUCCGAAUCACUCAGAUUUCUUUACAAGACUCAGUUUCUGAAGUAACCCACAACUUAGAUCCUAAAACAUCAACUCUAUCUCCAGUAACAGAUGAUAAAAAGAGAAGCUAUAUCUGGGUCAACCCCAAAAACCCGAAAGCUUCACACUUUAGGAAAAAGUCGUAUGAAUCAAGGUACUCUUCUCUCAUCAAUGUAGCAGAAUCACUAAAUUCAUGUUUGCCAACAGAAGAAGACGUCUUUAACAUACUGAAUAGCAAUUUAGGCAGUAAACUAGGAGAACAAGAUGGUGUUAUUAUUCUCAACAACAUGUCGAACCCUCAAUCAGCACGUAUGGUGCUCAAAUACUUUCAGGAAAGAUGUAAUUUAAAUAGGGAAACUAUUCUUUACAAUGUGACAUUGAAAGUUUUCCGAAAGUCUAAAGAUUUAGUAGGCGCAGAGAAACUGUUCGCUGAAAUGCUUCAAAGAGGCAUUACACCUGAUAACGUUACAUUUUCAACUAUUAUUGGGUGUGCAAGGUUGCGUUCUUUACCUACUAAAGCUGUGGAGUGGUUUGAGAGAAUGCCAGAGUUUGGAAUCCAACCAGAUAAUGUUACAUAUGCAGUUAUGAUUGAUUGUUAUGGGAGAGUUGGGAAUGUAGACAUGGCAUUAAGAUUAUAUGAUCGUUCAAGAACCGAAAAAUGGCGAGUUGACACUGUAACAUUCACAACAAUCAUAAAAAUAUACGGGUCAACAGGGAAUUUCGAUGGGUGUUUGACUGUUUUUGAGGAAAUGAAAGCUCUUGGUGUUAAACCUAACUUAGUCUGUUACAACACUUUGUUGGAUGCCAUGGGAAGAGCCAAAAGACCAUGGCUUGUUAAGUCAAUCUAUCAGCAAAUUCUAAGUGAUGGAUUAACACCUGGUUGGGCAACAUAUGCUUCUCUCAUUCGUGCAUAUGGAAAAUCUCGUUAUGGAGAUGAUGCUAUUAAUGUCUACAAAGAGAUGAAAUCAAAAGGAUUUGAAUUAAACAAUGUUCUUUACAACACCCUUUUGUCUAUGUGUGCUGACAUCGGUUUCAUCGAUGAAGCUCUUGAGAUUUUCAAUGACAUUAAAAGCUCCACAAAUUGUCAACCCGAUAGUUGGAACUUUUCAUCAUUAAUCACAAUCUUUUCAUGUUGUGGAAAAGUCAAAGAAGCCGAAGCAACACUAAAGGAAAUGAUCGAAGCAGGGUUUGACCCGAAUAUAUACGUUUUGACUUCUCUAAUUCAAUGCUAUGGGAAAGUCAACCGAACAGAUGAUGUGGUCAACACAUUUGAGAAAAUCAUAGAGCUUGAUAUCACCCCAGAUGAACGCUCUUGUGGGUGUCUUCUCAAUGUCAUGACACAAACUCCUAAACAAGAUCUUCAUAAGCUUACUAAAUGCAUUCAAAAGGCGAAUCCAAAACUUGGGAAUUUGGUCACACUUUUGGUUGAUUCGAAUAUUGAAGAUGAAUCUUUCAAGAAUGAAGCUAGUGAAAUACUUGGUGACAUUGGAGAUGAUGUAAGGAAAGCAUAUUGCAAUUGCUUGAUUGAUCUUUGUAUUAAUCUUGAUCAAUUAGAGAAAGCUUGUGACUUGUUGGAUUUGGGGAUUAGGGUUGGGAUAUAUAGUGAUAUACAGACGAAAUCGAGCACAAAUUGGUCAUUGAAUUUGAAGAGUCUUUCUUUAGGGGCAGCUUUGACUGCAUUACAUAUAUGGAUGAAUGAUUUGACCAAAGCUAUUGAAGAGGGAGAAGAGUUGCCACCUUUGCUUGGGAUUAAUACGGGUCAUGGGAAGCAUAAGUAUUCUGAAAAAGGAUUGGCUGGAGGUGUUGAGUCACAUCUGAAGGAGUUAAGUGCUCCUUUUCAUGAAAGUUCUGAAAAAGUUGGAUGGUUUUUGACUACUAAAGUUGCUGUUAAGUCAUGGUUGGAAGGUAGACGUGUCACUGCAAUGGCUGUGGUUUGACUAGUCAAUGUUCUUGAUCCUCUUUUUUUAGCUCAUGCUCUUGAGAUUUUUGUAGUGAUGAGUUUUUGUAUCUAUUGAAUGUUAUGAAAUGGUUAUUAUAAUCUCUUUGAAUCU